AUGCGUUUCAGCAACGCACCCUCCACUUUCCAGCUUUGCCCAAACGUGUUGGAGAGUGAAGACUCGAGCUCCGCAGACGGGGAGCAGAUGACCGAGGUGCGCUCCCCGAGUUCAGGCCCCUCCAGCCCGCUGUCCGUGAACUCCGACUCCAGCUGCAACAGCCCCGAGGCCAGAUCCUCCUCUUCCUCUUCACAGCAGCAGAGGGUCAGGAGGCCCCUAAACGCCUUCAUCAUCUGGACCAAAGAGGAGCGCAGGCGUUUGGCUCAACUCAACCCAGAUCUGGAGAACACAGACUUGAGCAAAAUACUCGGAAGGACCUGGAAGGCCAUGUCUCUGGCUGAGAAGCGUCCAUACAUGCAGGAGUCCGAGCGCCUGAGGGUCCAGCACACCAUCGACUACCCAAACUACAAGUACAGGCCCCGCAGGAGGAAGCAGUUGAAGAAGAACUCCAAGCCUCAGUGUGCAGAAGCUCCGGCCGCUCACCCUUCGCUCUGCGGCAGCUCGGGCUUCAACGUGCCCUACAACCUCACCCACCUGCUCCAGAGCCAGCAGCACCCCUUCCCAAACUCACCUGCUUUCCCAAACUCGCCAGCUAACUUUGCCCCCAUGCACAGCAGCUACACAAACACUGUUUUCCCAGACUCAGCAGCAGCAGCAGCAGUAGAUGCUUUCUCCAAUAAGCCUGUGUUGUACUCAAACCCUCCUGCUUACCCUGCAGACCCUCAUCCUUAUUUUGGGGGUCAGCACGUCCACAUGCAGUACGCUUACUCCAGCUCUGCAGCUCCACAUGUAGAGCAAGGGGAGCAGAGGUUUUUCGUGUGCCCUGCCGGACCCUCCCUGGAGUUUUACCUGGAGCAGGUUCAGCUGGACAUGCUGUACGAUCUGGACCGCAGCGAGUUCGAACAGUACCUGGGUCCGAACCCUCACAGGCCGGAGUCGGUGGAUCCCAGCAGCUACCAUCAGCAGAGCAGCCACAGAGAAGGGCGCUCGCUGUCAUAA
Scomber scombrus (Atlantic mackerel) is the source of this 999-nucleotide messenger RNA. It is a transcript of the gene sox32, whose product is annotated as SRY-box transcription factor 32. The record is from RefSeq and is a predicted model, not a curated record. Gene Ontology annotation, molecular function: RNA polymerase II cis-regulatory region sequence-specific DNA binding; DNA-binding transcription factor activity, RNA polymerase II-specific. The transcript has 2 exons. NCBI's taxonomy places the organism in Eukaryota, Metazoa, Chordata, Actinopteri, Scombriformes, Scombridae. Bases 1 to 999 code for a protein of 332 amino acids. Gene Ontology annotation, biological process: cell differentiation; anatomical structure morphogenesis; regulation of DNA-templated transcription.